GGCAAGCAGUCAAGGGAGGGUGGACUUGCUUUCAAGCCUGUCCCCUCUAUCUUCCACCGCCUCUUAAUCCCAUUUGCCAUUGUAGGUGAACGGCAGCCCUGCACUCUUCGCGUUUAAUAUCGGUGACAUUUUUUUUUCGUCAUUUGCAUCUGGCACUACGCUGGCGCGCCACACGAUUCCUACCGCGGAUCUUCGUAAGACCUGGAUACUGACCGAUGCUACUUUUUAAAGGUUUCUGUUUACCGUCCCGGGCGUUUCAUUAAUUAACAGAACAACCGACGUUUAAAACGGCACUCAUUGGUGGCAGCGAAGUUAAAAGCUGUUUGUUUUUAUUUUUUUCUUAGCCACGAUUUCUUCCCCUUAACUUCUGUUUUGUGGCGUGAGAUAUCCGGGCGUUUAGUCGCGAUGCCAGAGACGGCGCAAGAAACCUGUGCUGCUGCUAAAGACUCGCCCUUCUCCAUUAAGAAUCUGCUGAACUGUGACAGCAAAUCCAGCAAACCCAGACCCCUGCUGGCUGCAUCCAAGAGUGUUUUGGACGGCGGCUUCUCAUUCUCCAAGGUCGGAGAUCUGAGCUUUCCUCGUUUUGAGAUACCCACGCAGAGGUUCGCGCUACCGGCCCACUAUCUGGAGCGAGCGUCCGCGUGGUGGUACCCCUACUCCCUCAGCUCUUCGGGCCAUCUACACAGGACAGAAGUUAACGAAAAAGCGAGCGUGAGGGAAUCCUCUCCAGCCUCGGGUACCGAUCGAGAUUCGCCGGAUCUAGUACUCAAAUCCGACCCCGACUCCAAAGAAGAAGACGGCAGCAAAAGCGCGGACGAAAUCGUGCUGGAAGAGAGCGAUCUAGAGGAACCAAAGAAAGACGACGGCACGGAUGACUGGAAGAAUAGGGACGACAGUCCGGAUAAGAAACCGUGUAGGAAAAAGAAAACGCGCACGGUCUUUUCCAGGAGUCAGGUGUUCCAGCUGGAGUCUACGUUUGACAUGAAGCGCUACCUGAGCAGCUCAGAGAGGGCUGGAUUAGCGGCGUCCUUACACCUCACAGAGACUCAAGUAAAGAUCUGGUUCCAGAACAGAAGAAAUAAAUGGAAGAGGCAGCUGGCCGCAGAACUGGAGGCUGCAAAUCUGAGUCACGCAGCGGCGCAGAGGAUAGUGCGCGUGCCUAUUUUAUACCACGAGAACUCGGCCUCCGAAACUGGGAGCGCAGCGGGCAGCGUUCCAACGAGCCAGUCCCUGCUCACAUUCCCCCACCCCGUGUACUACUCACACCCUAUAGUUACCUCCGUACCGCUGCUCAGGCCGGUGUGAGAACUCCUCCUUUUACACCAACAAAGUGUAAUUUUAAAUUUAUUUAUAUAAUCGAAUAUUCGAAAUAUUAUUUUUAUAUAGGCUAUAUAAAAUGCUUACAUUUUUAAUAGGGGGAAACGGCGUUGACAUUACAGCCUGUAUUUAUUUGACGUGUGAAAAAAAAAAUCACUGCAGAUUUAAUGUUCACAAAUUGUGUCAUUAUUUUAUAUAUCGUUGUUAUUAUCAUUAGACGUACUGAUGUCAUGGUGUACGAUAUCACCUACUGCCGUUGAGUAUUUUAUUUCGUUAAGUAGCCUAAGUGAGUGAAAUUUUUACGAUGCAGUUUAUAGAGUUUAAGAACUGGUGUACAGCUUGCAGCUAUCGGAAACGUUCUUUAGUUGACUGACACCUAAUUAGGAAGGCGUUUGCUGCCGCAGGAUUUACAUCGGUUUUCGGGGGAGUAGUUUCGAUAAAUAAAAUAUGUAUGUUUAAAUGCGUUUUUAUAUAAAACAAAAAUACAUACUGUGUAAAAUUUGUUUGGUGUUUUAUGACUGCAUGAAUCUGUUUUGUAAAGGGAAUUGUUAUCGGUGGAAUUCUAAUAUGUGUGCAAUAUUUGGUAUGUUGAGGUCAUGCACAGCACUCGACGAGGAACGGUGAACCUUCUAGCCGUUAUCCCGAUUCAGACUUUAAAAGUAUUCUACUGUAUAUAUUAAGACUAAUCAGAAAUAUAGAAACAGAAUGAGAGGCCCAUAA
This is a messenger RNA of Brienomyrus brachyistius, 2037 nucleotides long. RefSeq names its product homeobox protein HMX3-like. The record is from RefSeq and is a predicted model, not a curated record. Gene Ontology annotation, biological process: regulation of transcription by RNA polymerase II. The coding region runs from base 406 to 1305 and encodes 299 amino acids. The transcript has 2 exons. Gene Ontology annotation, molecular function: RNA polymerase II transcription regulatory region sequence-specific DNA binding; DNA-binding transcription factor activity, RNA polymerase II-specific. Gene Ontology annotation, cellular component: nucleus. NCBI's taxonomy places the organism in Eukaryota, Metazoa, Chordata, Actinopteri, Osteoglossiformes, Mormyridae.